UGGCUAGUUGGGUCAGUUGUUCCGUGCCUGCCGUCGGACGACAACAAUGACCACUCGACGCCGCCAACGUGACAGCAUUUAUCGAUUUUCGGCACCCUUACUGAAGCGCUAGGUGGAGUCAAGGAAAAGUUCCAGCUUGGCAGACCCAUUGGGUCGGACCUACGGCCUUCACAUGAGCAUGCUGGGCUUUGUCUACCUGGUUCUUAUCCUGGGCUGGAUUCUAAUCGUGCUGUUUCUUAAGUGCAAAAAGUCCUUGGCGGCUCCCUUUCGCUUUGGCGAAAACUACACCGACGCCAUCGCCGAUACGGAUCGCCGUCCCUCCGUGCAUGUAAUCCAGCUGCAACACGAUGAUGUGGAGCGCGAAGAUCAUUAUAUGAACAACUUUCACCAAAACACAGAGAAUCUGCAGCGAUACUCGCAUCGUUCGCAACGCUCCACUUUGGAGGAGCGGACAAUCGAGAGAACCUAUCCAACGGAUGCGGUGAUAAAUCCUGCUUAUAUGCACGAUGAGGAUUACGUGAUCAACGCCCCUCCACCAUCCUACGAAGAGGUGAUGCGCCAGCCGCAGGUAUAUCCUCAGGUGCGCCACAACAACCACAAGAUCAGCGAUGCCGACAUCUAGCCUUAAUAUU
Drosophila rhopaloa is the source of this 632-nucleotide messenger RNA. RefSeq lists its product as uncharacterized. The transcript is spliced from 3 exons. The record is from RefSeq and is a predicted model, not a curated record. Lineage: Eukaryota; Metazoa; Arthropoda; Insecta; Diptera; Drosophilidae. Bases 173 to 622 code for a protein of 149 amino acids.